CAGCCUUUGCCACACUCAAGAUGGCGAUAUCUCUAUUCCUCCUCCUUCGAAUUCGUACGUGAUGCGUCAGUCGUGCGUAAGGUUGUGUUGACAGGAGCGGUAGGAGUUGUCAGCGGAACAGCAGCAGCCAGCAUCAUCGGAGCCGAAUGGAGUAAUUACAAAGAUAUUGUUACAGACAGCGUCUCUGUUGUUAUUUAGAAACAUUGAUUACACCGUUCAAACAACGACACCAUGGCAGACGACCAGUCUUCUCAAUCCUGGUCAAUCGACAGGGAUGACUAUGAACUCAAUGAGGUGAUAGGGAGCGGAGCCACUGCAGUUGUCCAGGCAGCGUACUGCAAGCCGAGAAAGGAGAAGGUGGCCAUCAAACGCAUCAACCUGGAAAAGUGUCAAACGAGCAUGGAUGAGCUCCUGAAAGAGAUCCAGGCUAUGAGCCAGUGCCACCACCCGAACAUCGUGUCUUAUUAUACCUCCUUUGUGGUGAAGGAUGAACUGUGGCUGGUGAUGAAGCUGCUCAGUGGUGGCUCAGUGUUGGACAUCAUCAAGCACAUCAUCUCUCGUGGCGAGCACAAGACCGGAGUGUUGGACGAGGCUAGCAUCGCCACCAUCCUGAAAGAAGUCUUGGAGGGGCUGGAGUACCUUCACAAAAACGGGCAGAUUCAUCGGGAUCUAAAAGCUGGAAAUAUUCUUCUUGGGGACGAUGGCUCGGUGCAAAUUGCCGACUUUGGUGUGAGUGCCUUUCUAGCAGCGGGAGGAGACAUGACUAGGAACAAGGUUCGGAAGACAUUUGUGGGGACGCCGUGCUGGAUGGCGCCUGAGGUUAUGGAGCAGGUCCGUGGCUAUGACUUCAAAGCCGACAUUUGGGGUUUCGGGAUAACAGCCAUUGAACUGGCCACUGGGGCUGCACCAUAUCACAAAUACCCACCAAUGAAGGUGCUGAUGCUGACUUUGCAGAAUGACCCACCCUGUCUGGAGACGGGCAUCACAGACAAGGACAUGGUGAAGAAGUAUGGCAAGUCCUUCAGGAAGAUGCUCUCCCUGUGUUUACAGAAAGAUCCAGAAAAAAGGCCAACUGCAGCCGAGUUGCUGAAGCAUAAAUUCUUCACAAAAGCCAAAAACAACGAGUAUUUGCAGGAGAGGCUUCUAUACAAAGGUCCAACAAUAACGGAGCGAUCCAAAAAGGUGCGUCGUGUACCCGGCUCGAGUGGCCGCCUCCACAAGACGGAGGACGGCGGUUGGGAGUGGAGCGACGAUGAGCUGGACGAGGAGAGCGAGGAGGGCAAAGCUGCUGUGGCAGCUCUGCGGUCCCCCAGAGUGAAGGACGGCUCCGAGAACAUGGAGCUUUUCCCACCAGCUGGCUCCUCACAUCUGCAGCCACCCGGUGCUGCACGUGAAAGCCCUGCGACUGUGGGCCAGACAGGAGAGGAUGCUCCACCACAGGCUCCCACUCAAACAGCCAGCCCUUCACAUGCACCCACUGUUCAGGAUCCAGCUGCAGCCAAUGCCAGUGUUCCCAUCAGCCUCGUGCUGAGACUGAGGAACCCCAAGAAGGAACUCAACGACAUCCGAUUUGAGUUCAUGUCCGGCAGAGAUUCUGCUGAUGGAGUUUCUCAGGAGUUAGUCUCAGCAGGUCUGGUUGAUGGGAGGGACUUGGUCAUUGUCGCUGCCAAUCUGCAGAAGAUUGUUGAUGAUCCUCAUAGUAACAAAAAUGUGACUUUUAAAUUGGCAUCUGGUGUGGAGGAGUCUGAAAUUCCUGAUGAUAUUAAACUCAUUGGAUUUGCGCAGCUCAGCAUCAGUUAAGUCAGGUAGAGCCAUCAACAGAGGACAGAACUAAUGGUAUUGCACAGCUGCAUUGUAGUCAAUUCCAAGAAACCACAGCUGCCAAAGAGAGGAGGAGGAGACGGGAAGCUGGCAGGAGUGUGACGCUACUGCAGGAUGCAUGAGGACCACAUUGAGAAGGCUCAGUUCAUUACAGGAAUCACACUUGAAAAGUUUACAGUGCGCUUAUACAGUAAAUGGGAGAAGAGAUGCAAUCAACUAUAUCAACUCCUAAUUUCUUUUCUUUCUUCCUCUUCAUACAUAAGCACAAUCCAAACCAUCUCCUGCCAGUACUGGAAGUGAUUGCCUUUUUUUUUUUUUUUUUUUUUUUUUUAAAUCAACUGUGCCACAAAACUCACAAGAGUGUCGUGCCACCUUUAUAUGGCACUUUAUGCUACACUGAAAUUGAAAAGUGUUAAGCCUUAGUUAAACUAUAGAUUUAACCAGUGUGUUCGGUGAAAACUCGAGUCUAUCUGUGAUUAUUAGGUGUAUUUAAUGUACGCCUAUUUAAGAAAUGUUAGAAAUCUCCAGUAACACUGAUACAAAUAACUUAGAAACACACUGUAGCAUAGUUUUAGUUUUGUAAUUCUGUAAAUUCAGAUGGAUUUGUAUGUAGGAUAUAAGAAAAUUAUCGGAUUCCUCCUGUAUAAGGCAGCCCAAGGUGUGUGGGGUGUGGUGGUUUUGUCAAAACAUAACCAAAGAGUUUAGGCUCUGACUGCACAGCUGAAACCACUCAAAUAUACACAAAUCAACUAACUGCUCUGUCCCAUAACUGCAGUUACAACACUUUGUCAGAUGGCGUAUUCAAAGACAGGAUUAUUUUCACAGAUUGAGAUCUGCCUAACAUUCUUGUACUAUGCAAUAUGUGUUUUCUUUUUACCGUGUGUGAUCAUUGGUUGCUAAUAUUUCUCUUUGGUUGAAUAAAUCCACUUUUUGUGCUUGUUCCUCACUAGGAGUUCAUGAAGUCAACCAGCCAAACAGGCAGUUUUAGGAAUCUGCAGUGAGAAUUUAAGUGAAUUGCAUUUUUCUUUGUCCUUGUGUAGAGGGGUCAUUUAGCCUGUUUACAAUUACUGAUCUUACAGCUGGCAAGAAUCCUGAAUGCUGGCACUGUGUGUCGAGUCUGGAGCUGCUCGUGUUACAGGCUGUCUGACAAUGAACUUCUGUGAAGGUGUGCAGUGCAUGCCCAAAAACUGAAAAUGUUCAACCACAGUGGAAUAAAGUUUAAACGGGCUGUUCACCCAAAUUGCAACACCCUGUUAAAAUGGAGGUGAAUGGAAUGUUGAUCGUAGCCAUGCUAGCGGCCAGACCGAAAUAACUUUUUACUUCUUAUUUAAAAAGUUAAACUAUUGGAUGGAUUGACAUGCAAUUUGCAACCUCUAUUAAAUAGCCCUAAGGAUGAAUUCUACUAACUUUAGUGGUUUAGAGUUUUCCUUUAGCGCCACCAGCAGGUCAAAAUUUCAAUUUGGCUUCUGAUCAGAUACCUACAAAACUUACACCAUUUUCAUUGGCCUCAGCUGAACUUUGUGUUUACUGCUAAUUAGCCAAUGUUAGCAUACUAACACACUAAACUAAGAUUGUGAACAUUUUACCUGCUAAACAUCAGCAUGUUGUCAUUGUGAACAUUAGCAUGUUGAGCAUUAGCCUUUAGUUCAAUGGUACAGCCUCACAGAGCUGCUAAGCACGGCUUUAGACUUUUGUUGAAGACUGUGAGCACCACAGACUAAAUUCCAUUUCCCUGCAUUGUUUUGAGGGGCAGCAGGAAUCUUGAGAUGGAUCUCUCAAAACCUCAACAAAUAAAA
Molecule: messenger RNA, 3617 nt
Organism: Sander lucioperca (pikeperch)
Lineage: Eukaryota; Metazoa; Chordata; Actinopteri; Perciformes; Percidae
Product: serine/threonine-protein kinase OSR1-like
Exons: 17
Coding region: 232-1800 (522 amino acids)
Biological process (GO): protein phosphorylation
Molecular function (GO): ATP binding; protein serine/threonine kinase activity
Source: RefSeq, a predicted model, not a curated record